This is a messenger RNA of Oncorhynchus nerka (sockeye salmon), 4030 nucleotides long. Its product is annotated as B-cell CLL/lymphoma 6 member B protein. The record is from RefSeq and is a predicted model, not a curated record. Gene Ontology annotation, cellular component: nucleus. NCBI's taxonomy places the organism in Eukaryota, Metazoa, Chordata, Actinopteri, Salmoniformes, Salmonidae. The transcript is spliced from 12 exons. Gene Ontology annotation, biological process: positive regulation of gene expression; regulation of transcription by RNA polymerase II. Gene Ontology annotation, molecular function: protein binding; DNA-binding transcription factor activity, RNA polymerase II-specific; RNA polymerase II cis-regulatory region sequence-specific DNA binding. Bases 232 to 1974 code for a protein of 580 amino acids.
GCACAACAUUAUAAAGACUCCCCUCCCUCUGGAUACCCUGGACAGUCUUGAUCAGACAACUGUAGAGGGAGUAGGUUAUUGCCCAGCCUAGCCUGAAGACAGUUAGUUACAGAUUGAGGAACCUGAGGGUUGUGAGGACAGCAUCGUGCGCAUUGGUUCUCGUCCCUGCUGGUCGGGGUACGAGUAGGGAGCUGGUCUCACCUAACAGAGGCGUCCAGGAGACUGCCCUCCAUGUUUUCUCUAGCUGGUGUCUUCUGCAACAGGAUGAGCAAGAUCCAGGUGGUGGAGGGAUAUAGGGUUGGAGGGAGGCAUGAGGCGGCGGGGUCUGAAGCGGCUGCUGCGCAGGGAUACGUAAAGGAGUUUACGCGCCACUCCAACGACGUCCUGCUGAAUCUGAACGAGCUGAGGCACCAGAACAUUCUGACCGAUGCCACCCUGGUGGUGGGCACUGCCCGACUGCAGGCACACUGUGCUGUGCUCAUUGCAUGCAGUGGGUUCUUCUACUCCCUGUACUCCCGUUGUGUGUCCUCUCCUGGAUGGAGUGGUGCUGGAGGCCAGGCCCUGACCCUGUCACUCCCUGACUCCCUGGACCCCUCCAGCGUCUCCCUGCUCCUGGACUUCAUGUACACCUCCCAGCUGCCCCUCACGCCACGCACAGUCCCCGGAGUGCUCUCCGUCGCCACCUACCUGCAGAUGGACCACGUGGCUGACGCCUGCAGAGCUUUCAUGUUACACAGUGAGAGGAUGAGAGGGACGCCCCCUCAAAUGAAGCUGGACUCCACGGUGUCUGUAAUGUCUGCAGCACUCUCAGGGGGAGCUCCUCUUAAUCCCCCUGUCAAUGGAAGACCCCGCCCAUCUGUCCUCGUUGUCUCCACCCCCUCCCAGUCCGCAGCGGAGGCUGAGGGUCGUAUGUGUCAUGACUCGGCCAGCAGGGUCCCUGGAAACUUCCGGGCCUGUCUGCAGCCAGGGACUUUCCUGACCCGCGAGCCCAGGUCAAAGGAACUAAAGCAGGAGCCUGAAUCACCCAUCCUGGCCUCCACCCCUUCUCCAGACAGCCCGUCUCGCUCCAGCUGUCAGCCCAACUCUCCUGCAGAGUCCAACACCUGUAAUCUAGGUGACCCCAAGCGCAACCCUGACCCCAAAGCCUGCAACUGGAAGAAAUACAAGUACAUUGUCCUCAACCCCCUCUGUGCCGAAAACACGGUGAAGGAGGAGGAGCCUGAGGAGGGCCGGCAGCAGCUUGACCACAUCCCCAUCUCUGAUAGGAUGGACGUGACAUUGAAGCCACCUAUGGAGGCAUGGCCGAGGAAAGGAUCCGGACAAAAUGAAAGCCCUCCCCUGGUUCCCCACCCAGGGCUGCCAGCCCACCCUGUGGAACCCCCCAUGGAGCCCCCCACCCACAAGGAAGGAACAGUCUCGCCUUGCUGUUUGGCACCACGCCCAUUGGAGCCAGAGGCCGCCCACCACUGCCAACAUCCAAUUAAGCGUGAGAAUUACAGCUUGCCAUUCUGUUACUCCGGCAACCUGAGCGUGAUAAAGACUGCCUGCAUAGCCCCCAUUGCAGGAGACAAGCCUUACCGCUGCAACGUGUGCGGUGCCCAGUUCAACCGGCCCGCCAACCUGAAGACGCACUCCCGCAUCCACUCCGGAGAGAAGCCCUACCGCUGUGAUACCUGCGGGGCCCGAUUCGUUCAGGUGGCCCACUUGCGAGCCCAUGUUCUGAUUCACACGGGGGAGAAGCCUUAUCCCUGUCACACCUGCGGCACUCGCUUCCGUCACCUGCAGACCCUGAAGAGUCACCUGCGCAUUCACACUGGAGAGAAGCCUUACACUUGUGAGAAGUGUGACCUGCACUUCCGCCACAAGAGCCAGCUGCGUCUCCACCUGAGGCAGAAGCAUGGCGCCGUCACCAACACCAAGAUCCGCUACAAGGUCCUGACCGACCCCUACCAGCCCAUCCUGCAGGCCUGUUGACGGUCCUCCCUUUGACCCCUAACCUUUAACCCCUAACCCCACAGAUACCAAGAAUUAACCCCAACAUUUAUGUCAAUCAAAUCAUGAUUGUUUAUCAGUUUCCACCCUGGUUUCUCCUGUGUUGUUAUUGUCCAUGACUGUGUCCCAAAUGGCAGCCUGGGCCUGAUUGCAUAAAACACCUUAAGUUAAUUUCCCCCUUAUCUGUUCACUUACAGUUUUCUUAACUUUAAAUCAGUUGAACAAAACAUUUUAAAAGGUGAAUUUCUCCCUUAAAUUAAGUGAAAAAGUUAAUGGUGCCCAUGAGGUCCGUUAACUGCUUCAUUCAGUUUGGAUAUCAAUGUAAACAGAUUUUGUGGAUGUGAAUGUUACUUUCACCUGCUCUGGUUACAAAAGGAAAACAUCAACCAGCUAGCUACUUAGCUAAUUAAUGGAAGGUGCACAAUCCAUGGCUACAAGAGGUAGCUGGCUAGUUAGCUAUAGCUACUCUGUUAACUAGCUUGACAUACUAGGAAGUAAUAUAAACAAGUUGAGAAAAAAGUAACCAGAAACUAGGUCUAUUAUCUUCUGAAGCAAUUAAGUUCCAUUUUGAUAUCUCACAAAAUGAAAGUGACCUCUUUGACGAGAGGUUAAGUCAGUGAAUCAGACCAAGCCCAUGGUAACCAGAUACUCUGUCUGCCAUACAUGCCUUUAAACUACCAUAAAAAGGAAAUAUUUGAGGGGCUCUAUGCAACGCCUUUAAACAAUUCCCUUAGGCAAGGGACAAUUAUUUCUUAAUGUAAAGCCUUAAGGGAAACACUUAAUGUUUUAUGCAAACGAACCCUGUACAUUAUAUAGUGCACUACUUUUGACAAGGGCUCAUGGAGCCUACAGGAAUAGGAUGCCAUUCAAAACUGCCUGGCCUCAUCAAACCUGCCUGAUUGAGAGCUCAGCCUCGCCCCUCAAAAACAUGAGCUCAAGUAUGUUUCACUCAAGUAUGUUUCACUCACUGGCUAGAGGGGCCAUUAUAAACACAUAUACAUGACUAGUUGUAAGCCAAUCAAACCAUGAUGUUGUAAAGGAUUUGUGGAAAGGCGGCCGGCGCCAGAGAUCGGAGCUGAUAUCUAGAUAGGAUGACAAUGCCUCUCCUCUAAGGUAUUGAGCUGGAGGCAGUCUCAGGCCGCUUUAAGCGUUAGGUGGAUAACAUGUCAAGAGAGCUGUCGAAAGUUACUGGGAGUAGUAUGAUAUGUUUUUGUAUCCAAGGAGGUGCUUUGAAAAGUUGAGAGUUUUGAGGUUAUGAGUAGAGAGUGAGUGAGACAGACAGAGCUAGAAGAGAAGGGAGAAAAUGAGGAUGAAGGACUAAGGAGUGUGGCUAGAAGAGAAAAUACAUUUGACAUGGUUGGUUGGAAUCAUGAGAUGAGGAAUUGACUUUAUUAGAGUGACGGAGAGAAUGUUAUAGUAAGUUGUAGAGUUGAAUAUAGCAAGUGAAAGAAAGUUCUGCGCCAAUGCUUUGUUUAUUUUCAAGUGCCACAGCUAUUUUUAGGGACCGGGACACAUUGGGGACCCGUUGAGUAUUUGAGAUGGCAAUGCCACAAAGAUGUCAUUAAAUAACAAAACAGAGAUAGGUAAUAAUGCCCUAAGAACAAAGGUAAUAAUGCCCCAAGCACUACCGUGUGAAUCGACUACCCCGACUGUGUCAGCUUUAAAUAGCUUUUUUAACUAAUGUUUAUUUUUUACACACUAAAACCAAAGGCCUGGGGCCUUUGUCUAAUGUAUAUGACAGGUGUCAUAUAAGAUAAGAUGUUUUGCCCAUUACAUCCGUUCUGUAUUUUUCUAAAGGUUUUUAUUUAAAAUGGCAGACUAUAACUUGUCAUCGGUGCAGAGUCCGAGCAGGCAAAGGACUUCCGUCUCUUGUGUAUGAAGGAAUAUCUUCUCUCAGAGCAUAAAAGCUAGAUAAUGCGACUGUAAAAAUGGAUGAGAGAUGAUAUUGAUAUUUGAAAAUGUAUGGUGUUCUUUUGCUGGACAAAGACAAGGACUGUUUUAUACUAAUUAAAUUAAAUUGAUUGACCUUAACUACAAA